Laccaria bicolor S238N-H82 is the source of this 1089-nucleotide messenger RNA. RefSeq lists its product as uncharacterized. The transcript has 3 exons. The record is from RefSeq and is a predicted model, not a curated record. The coding region runs from base 1 to 1089 and encodes 362 amino acids. NCBI's taxonomy places the organism in Eukaryota, Fungi, Basidiomycota, Agaricomycetes, Agaricales, Hydnangiaceae.
AUGAUUCCAUUCCUACCCCAGAACGUUCAACUACAGCUUCCAGCCGCACCACAGCAUUACUAUGUACCCCAGUCUGUCUAUCCGAAUCAGUACGAUCACAGCUACGCCUGGGCCCAGUGGGCAAGGAAUCAAGCGGCGAACGUAACCACGACAUAUCAGGGCUACAGUGGCACGCCUUUAGGAACAUCCUACACCCCAGCUUACACGGUGAAUCAAGGUAAUGUUCCCUCGAUAACGCCUCAUCCUCCCUCCAGACAAUCAUCGACUGCGACGACGCCUUACAUCCAAGCUGCCAGCUUGCCGCUCUUGCAACCUGUACCCACCGGCAACCAGUCUGCAAGCAAUCCAAAGGCUCUCAGUAGCGAGGUAUACGUUGCGAUCUCCAUUCAGGAAGGCCUGCAUAUCCUGUUAUGGCAAGGAAAUUCUGUUCUGGUUCAAGGCCUUAUAUCGAACGCUCUUAGAAAUAACCAAUUGGCUUGUUUAACGGCCGUUAUUUCUCAAAAAAUCGUCCAGGGACUGCAAGCCGCUGGUUUACCGCAGGCUGAGGUAUUCCAGGAACUUUUGAGGACCGAAGUGGUGGAAACGUUCAAGACCCACUGGAAAUGGGACGGCGACUGGCGAAUCGAAUCCGAACUCUUGGUCAACCAACCUCAACACAAAGGCAUCAACAUGGCGAGCUAUCUAGGCGCCCUAUUCGCGGUUGGCAUUCUCUCAGGCGACGACGUCCACGUAUGCUUGGACGUCCUACGUCACCACGCUGUUCAUUUUGAUCGACUACGCGCAAUGCACGCCAUCAUCAUUGAAGCUGGCGACAAAAUGUGUUUCGGAUAUGCGAGUAAAAUCAAGACAAAGUUUCUCCGGGAUAUGCUCGCCGAGAGGUGUCCCGUGUCUGGCCAGUUUGUUUGGGGCCCGGAUGUCUAUGGUUCCGUUGCUGUUGAGAAUAUGUUGAAAAUCAUCGACGGUUGGUUCUCGAACUCUGAGCAUCAAAGUGAAAGUGGCCGGAAAGAAAACCGAAACCAGGCAAGGCCACCCAGGAUGAGGGCAAGCAGCAAAGGUGGCGGAAGUCAAACUCGAAACCGAAUGCUCUAA